Eruca vesicaria subsp. sativa (arugula) is the source of this 2454-nucleotide messenger RNA. The record is from the annotation of a GenBank genome assembly. NCBI's taxonomy places the organism in Eukaryota, Viridiplantae, Streptophyta, Magnoliopsida, Brassicales, Brassicaceae.
AUGGUGUGGACGUUAAGAUAUUUUCCAGAGGGAAAACGCAACUGUUACAGUUUCAACGUCAAGCAGGGAACAAACUAUUUGAUUAGAGCUAGAUUUCUCUAUGGGAAUUAUGACGGUCUUAAUCAGUAUCCUGAGUUUGAUAUACACAUAGGACCAAAUUUCUGGAAAUCACUGGAUAUGAGUACGGCGGAUGGCAACUUAUUGGACGAGAUCAUUCACACUCCAAGAUCGAACUUCUUGGAUGUGUGUCUUGUGAAGACAGGCCCGUCUACGCCAUUUAUUUCGGCUUUAGAACUAAGGCCUUUACCGAAUAACAGUUAUAUCACUACAUCGGGUUCAUUGACCUAUUGGACGCAGUACUAUAUUAGUGAUUCAGUUGGCACUAUAAAGUUCCCAGAAGAUCGCUACGACCGAAUAUGGCUCCCAUACCUUGACGAAAAAUGGCAGAAGAUUUCCACUAGUAGCUUGAUAACCAACGUCACCAACACGGAUAGCUUUAACUUGCCGCAGGGUAUAAUCACAACCGCUGCAACACCUGUGAAUACGAGUGAAUCAUUGACAUAUACGGAGGUUCUCCAGACUUCUAGUGAUAAAAUUUUCUAUUUCCUCCACUUCUCUGAGGUUCAAGUAUUAGGGGCAAAUGAGACCAGAGAGUUCAACAUUUCGUGGGAUGGAAAAGUUAUAUCUGAGAGUUUUAGGCCUGCAUAUCUGCAGCCCAAGACGAUAUACAAUCCAUAUCCCGUUACAUGUGAAGACCACGGCGAAUGCGUCUUAGAGCUGACAAAAACAUCGAAGUCUACUCUCCCACCUCUGCUUAACGCCAUCGAGGUUUAUGUUGUCGUCGACUCUCCACAUUCUGACACAAAUGAAAAUGAUGUAAUUACUAUCAGAAACAUCAAAGCCACCUAUGGAUUAAAGAAAAUUUCAUGGCAAGGAGAUCCAUGCGUCCCACAUGAGUUUUUGUGGGACGGUCUGAUUUGCAAUACAGUAGAUACGUCUACACCACCGUUCAUCACUUCCUUAAAUUUGUCAUCAAGUGGAUUAACUGGAACCAUAGCAGAUGGAAUUCAAAAUCUUACCUAUCUAGAAAAACUGGACUUGUCAAAUAACAGUCUGAUUGGUAAAGUGCCGGAAUAUCUAGCAAACAUGAAAUUUUUGACGCUUUUAAACUUGAGCAAGAACAAUCUCGAUCUGAAUGGUUCAGUUCCAAAAGCUCUUCGUGAUAGAGAAAAGAAAGGACUUAAGAUUAUUGUUGAUGAAGAUGAUAAAAAACCAUGUUUAUCUGGCUCAUGUGCCCCAAAGAAGAAAUUUCCUGUCAUGAUUGUUGCUGCGGUAGUUGCUUCAGUGGUUGUGAUCAUAAUGGUGGUAUUGGUUCUCUUUUUUGUGUUCAAAAAGAAAAAUACAUCUACUCUACCACAGCCAUCAACUACUCCGCGGCGCGCAAAUGUUCCAUCCACUGGUACAUCUGAUCCAUCGAUCGAGACAAAAAGGAAACGGUUCAGUUAUUCUGAGGUUAUGGAAAUGACAAACAACUUGCAAAGACCACUUGGUGAAGGAGGGUUUGGCGUUGUCUAUCAUGGUGAUCUAAAUGGUUCCCAACAAGUAGCUGUCAAACUACUUUCUCAAUCAUCAGCACAAGGUUAUAAAGAAUUCAAAGCAGAGGUCGAACUUCUGCUAAGAGUUCACCAUAUAAAUUUAGUGAGCCUUGUCGGAUAUUGUGAUGAAAAGAAUCACUUGGCUCUUAUCUAUCAAUACAUGUCCAAUGUCGACUUAAAACAUCAUUUGUCAGGAAAAGUUGGUGGUUAUGUACUGAGUUGGGGUAGCCGACUACGGAUAGCCAUCGACUCUGCACUAGGAUUAGAAUAUUUACAUAUCGGAUGCCAACCGUCAAUGGUUCACAGAGAUGUUAAAAGUACGAAUAUAUUGCUGGAUGAGCACUUCGUAGCGAAAAUUGCAGAUUUCGGACUUUCAAGAUCUUUCCAACUCGGAGUAGAUUCUCAUGUUUCGACAGUUGUUGCUGGUACCCCUGGAUAUCUUGAUCCGGAAUAUUACAGAACAGGUCGGUUGGCUGAGAUGAGCGAUGUCUACAGUUUUGGGAUUGUAUUGUUAGAGAUAAUCACAAAUCAAUGCGUGAUUGACCAAACCCGUGCACAAUCUCACAUAACAGAAUGGACAGCCUUUAUGCUCAAUAGAGGAGAUAUUACCAGAAUCAUGGAUCCUAACCUUCACGGUGAAUACAACUCUCGUUCGGUUUGGAGAGCUCUUGAACUGGCCAUGUUGUGCACAAACCCUUCUUCUGAUAAAAGACCAAGCAUGUCUCAGGUUGUUGUCGAACUAAAAGAGUGCCUUGUUACUGAAAACUCAAUGACAAGUAAGAAUCACCAUGUGGACUCACAAAGUUCCCUUGAAAUGAGCAUGAGCUUUGAUGCCAAGGCUUUCCCAAGUGCAAGGUAG